UUAUGGUAAAGUAAAGUUCGACUUCUAUAAUGGUGAUCUUCAAAAUGGCUACAUAACACUCGAGACAUUCAAGAAAGAUGCGAAUAAUAAUAGUUGUGGUGCUGUGCCUGCUGUUCCAUGCUCAGGCCAAGACUGCGGUUAACAAACCAUCAAACAGUCAAAUUAUUAAGUGUGAUGACCUUCUGGCCUUCUCGAACUGCGAACUGAUUUUUAAGUGGAACUUUUUGUAUCUAGACGUUAUCAAAGGGAUAGCGAAACAAAUUGAGAAGGAUUUAUCCCAGUACCCUUUUGCCCUCAAAAAGCUGCCCGACAUUUACGUCAUGAUAUCUUCCUAUUUGGUUUGCGAAAAGGGCUUGUCGGAAGCCCUAGAGAACAUCCAAAAGCUUCUUGGGGUCAAGAAUAAGAAAUGCAAACAUAUAAAAGGUUUUGUGUCCGUUACCGUCUAGACUAUAUCGGAAAAAAACGGAAUGCGAUUCACCUUCUAUGUCAGUAAUUUUUCAU
This is a messenger RNA of Drosophila navojoa, 501 nucleotides long. RefSeq lists its product as uncharacterized. NCBI's taxonomy places the organism in Eukaryota, Metazoa, Arthropoda, Insecta, Diptera, Drosophilidae. The record is from RefSeq and is a predicted model, not a curated record.